Messenger RNA from Talaromyces atroroseus, 756 nucleotides. RefSeq lists its product as hypothetical. NCBI's taxonomy places the organism in Eukaryota, Fungi, Ascomycota, Eurotiomycetes, Eurotiales, Trichocomaceae. Gene Ontology annotation, biological process: mitotic spindle organization. The transcript has a single exon. Gene Ontology annotation, molecular function: dynein complex binding. The coding region runs from base 1 to 756 and encodes 251 amino acids. The record is from RefSeq and is a predicted model, not a curated record. Gene Ontology annotation, cellular component: dynactin complex.
AUGUCUUCUAGUACGGCAUACCUAAAACCACCGUCCUCAACUCAUCGCCAACGCGUCCCAUCGUCAACAUCAACCUCAGCAUCAGCUCCAGCACCGCCACCACGCGCCCCUGUCUCCGUUCAUUCCACCACUAUAGUCUCCGAAACAGCGACUUUCCACGGCAUAUACCCAAUAACAAUUGGAUCGGGGACGGUCAUCCAUCCGCGCGCUCGAUUCUACUCUUUUGAAGGGCCCGUACAAAUCGGCGACGGUUGCGUCAUUGGCGAGAAAUCCAUUAUUGGUGACAACAAGCCAAAUGCACCGUUAGCGAGAAACUCAACAACAGAAGGAGAAGAAACCAAAUCAUCUACAGAAGGCGGCACAACAACCCGAAUAUCCUCGUCAGUACUGAUCGGGCCUCAGGCAACAAUUCGUACUGGAGCGUAUAUUCGCUCCGCUGCCAUUGUCGAUGCAGUGGCUGUUAUCAAUCGCAGUGCGACUGUGGGUUCGCAUAGCAAGGUGUGCUCAAAGUGUGAAGUGCCAGAGGGCACUGCCGUUCAAGAUUGGACCGUCGUCUGGGCCGCUGGGGAAGGCAUUGGACAGAGAAAGCGUAGGCGAUUUGUCGGCCCUGCUGCGCAAGAACAGCCGCAGAAUCGUGGGAAACGGCCAGACGCAAAACUGGUCGAAGACGCUAGGCUGCUUGUUUUGCAUAGAGAACGGGAGGGCCUUGCAAAAAUGAUUAGCAUGUCUACCAGUGGUGGGAGUAAGCGACGGUGA